Sphaerulina musiva SO2202 is the source of this 1250-nucleotide messenger RNA. RefSeq names its product actin-related protein 2/3 complex subunit 4. Lineage: Eukaryota; Fungi; Ascomycota; Dothideomycetes; Mycosphaerellales; Mycosphaerellaceae. Gene Ontology annotation, cellular component: Arp2/3 protein complex; cytoskeleton. Gene Ontology annotation, biological process: regulation of actin filament polymerization; Arp2/3 complex-mediated actin nucleation. The transcript is spliced from 2 exons. Bases 93 to 665 code for a protein of 190 amino acids. The record is from RefSeq and is a predicted model, not a curated record. Gene Ontology annotation, molecular function: actin filament binding.
CUAACAACGACAUUGGAAGCUCUCAUUUCGACCACCAGACAAGCACGAUUGGAACAGCACGAACGAGUACGUCCACCUUCGCGCCGCCAAAGAUGCCAGCAUACCACUCCGUCUUCCUGGACGAACCCAAUCAGCAGCUCAUAGGCAACUUCGCCCUUCUGCCACUUCGGACACGCACCCGUGGACCAGCCCAACAACUCCCUGGCCUCCCGGCUGGUACCAGCGAGCUCGACAUCGAAGCCUCACACGAGUCAUAUGACCCUUUAGACGAAGUGCUUGCGCUGUUCCGCGCAAACACUUUCUUCCGAAACUUCGAAAUCAAAGGCCCAGCAGAUCGUGUAUUGAUCUACGGAAUCCUCUACGUCUCGGAAGCGUUGUCGAAGAUCAAGCCGGGGCAGACGAAACGAGAAGCGGAAAAGAGCGUCAUGAACACUGCUUUGGAGACACAAUUUGCGAUUCCGGGUGAUGCGGGCUUUCCCUUGAAUCAGAUGUUUGAGCCACCGAGGGAUAGGAACGAGGCGGAGGUGUUGAGGCAGUAUGUGAUGCAGAUGAGACAGGAGUUGGCUGUCAGGUUACUGGCCCGCGUAUAUCCUGAUCCUACUGGUCCGCCGAGUAAGUGGUGGCUUAGCUUUCAGAAGAGAAAGUUCAUGGGCAAGCAGCUCUGAGGGUAACGCGAUGCACGACGCACUGUCAAGAUCCUUAUGCUAUGACACACAUGUUCUCAGCGUAGCCUAGGCCAUGAAAACGGCCGUCAUCGAACUAAGACUGAAGGCGUUCGGUCGAUGGCCCCGUCGGGGAUCACGAGUAUGAUGAUCAGAACCGAGUUUGAGAGCUGGUGGACGUCCGGUCACAGUCAGCUUAUUCAGAAGAUCAAAGAUCUUAUGACCGAUCAGCGCCACACAACCACGAAUAGAUGAAGCUGAAUAUGAUAGCAUGCUCCGAAAAUAUGAAGCCACUGAUGGUGGUAAGAAAGUGCAGCAUUGUUGUUGGUCGCUCACGAUUGUACAGACUCGAAACUUCCAUUUCGUGAGACUUGUUUCUGGCAAUACGGUGAGAACACUGACGUGGCAGACAUCAUGUACGUAUCUGGUACCGCGAAUCUCUUGAUCUCUGCACUUGCGCACCAACCUCACAAGUGUCCACAAGUGCCUCGUCGCUCUGCGACCAGGUUUCGAGCUGCGAGUGACGCAGAUACUUCGAGCAGGUAGCCUUCCACGGGAACAGUAGCAACAUGAGCACUAUCAUACCUA